ACUUCUUUCGUAUGCGCAAUGGAUUAUGUAUUUCGCUUUCCGCUUAUCAGUCGCAGUUCGGCGGCGAUCGAGUCAAGAUAAUGCUCAAUACUAUAGCCGGCAAACCCUUAACCCGCUGCCAGAUAAAGAGGAUAAUUCGUUAUGAGCGAAAGGUUUGUUUGGGCUGGAAACACGCGAUCUACCCAUUGCCACCGCCGCCAGUUGUGAUACCCUUUCAAGGAGUAUAUAAAGUUCAGGGAAAAUAGAAAUCUUAAUUGGUGUAUAUUCUUGUAUCUAAAAGAGAGAUCGAACCUUUGUUUAAUGGUAGAGUAGUUAUUAGUUUAUAUUUGAGAUUUAUUAGAAAACAUAUUCAAUAUAUUAUGUGCCUGUAGGGAAAUCAGGAAUUCUCCCACUUCUGAAUAGUGGCAUUAGUGUUCCUCCUAAUUGCAUAAUUAAUUCAUUGAUGGCAAAGCAAGCAAACUGAACCAAUAAAGGGCAAACAAUGACCCAUUCCUGCGACAGGACGAGCAGAAGCACUCCACUGGCGGCCAUCGAACGAGAUGAUUGUGGCAUUCGUUGUGUUCCUUUUAUCGCUGAUAGUAUUUUAUCUGUUUGUCACAACCAAGCAAUUCCACAAAUUGCAGGGCUGACUGGCGAUUGGGGUCAGGUAGACACAAAGGUGAUGAAGGCAUUGUGCUACAGUGCCAAGCUGGUGGCUGGCUACCAUGCCAAGCGGAAUCCCGAUCUCGCCAAGCGAUACGCCACCGCUAGCUCCAGGAUCUCUGGUGCGAGAGCCACCCUGCGCCUCAUCGACGACAUACCCAUGAUCCAAUAUGCCUUGGAGUACGGCUUGGGCGAGAACGAACCCGAUCGCGUGAUGCAAGUGCUGGGCGUGACGGCCAACAUCGUCGAUUUGCUCUACUAUCCCAUCGAGAAGGUCUGUUGGCUGGCCGAGCACAAGAUUGUGGAUGUCAAGAAUGCGGAUAACUGGGACAAUGUCAACUCCAUAUUCUGGGUUCUUUCGGUGUACCUAAACCUGAUGAGGACAAUGCGGAAUUUUUCAUUGAAUCAGGAGAAACUGAACCGAACCAAAAAUAUAAACGAAUUGGACGUGAAAACGUUGACCAAGCACCGCCUGGAAAUGGUGUCCAUCGUCCGGAUCUCCCUCGACUUUGUGCACGCGGUCAGUACGCUGCCCAAGGGAUAUUUGUGGGGCGGCAAGCUGUCCACCCUGCAGGUGGGGGCCAUUGGCACCUUAUCCGCUGGCCUGGGCAUCUACCAGAUCUUUGCCAAGAGAAGACUGAACAAGUAGUCGAUGCGCCCUCGUAUUUGCAAUCCGUGUACUCGUAUUUGUUGAACAGAAUUUUAAGCUAGUCGAUAAUCGUUUUUGUACGGCACUCGCAAGUGUGUUUAGCCAGUAAGUCCUUUAAAGAAGCACAAAAUACACGCUGAAUAAUGGUAAAACAGGA
Molecule: messenger RNA, 1448 nt
Organism: Drosophila erecta
Lineage: Eukaryota; Metazoa; Arthropoda; Insecta; Diptera; Drosophilidae
Gene: Pex11c
Product: peroxisomal membrane protein 11C
Exons: 4
Coding region: 482-1291 (269 amino acids)
Biological process (GO): peroxisome fission
Cellular component (GO): peroxisomal membrane
Source: RefSeq, a predicted model, not a curated record